AUGAUGUUGGAUGCGACUCCUACGAAAGACAACUUUCCUACAAGUUAUUAUGAUGCAAAGAGGUUGGUGUCGAAGUUGGGUUUAGAAGUACGAAAGAUUGAUUGUUGCAUAAAUGGAUGUAUGUUGUUUUAUGACAAUGAGUUUGGUAUUAAUGAUGAGGCGCUGGAGGAAUGUAAGUUCUGUAAGAGUCCGAGAUAUCAAGUUCGUAGUAAAGUCAUUAACCGUAAACAAAAACGUGUAGCAGUGAAGUCCAUGUUUUAUUUACCGAUAAUACCAAGGUUAAAAAGAUUGUUUUCUUCAAUGCAUAGUGCAAGUCAAAUGACAUGGCAUCAUACAAAAAAAACAUGUUCAGGCAUGAUGCGGCAUCCAUCUGAUGGUGAGGCAUGGAAACAUUUUGAUAGGGUACAUUCUGAUUUUGCUGCAGAACCUAGAAAUGUCAGGCUCAGACUAUGCUCUGAUGGUUUUACUCCAUACAUUCAAGCAUCUGCAACUGCAUAUUCCUGUUGGCCAGUUAUCGUAACCCCUUACAACCUCCCUCCAGAGAUGUGCAUGACAAAACCAUACAUGUUUUUGACUUGCCUCAUUCCAGGACCGUGA
Molecule: messenger RNA, 597 nt
Organism: Lathyrus sativus (Indian pea)
Lineage: Eukaryota; Viridiplantae; Streptophyta; Magnoliopsida; Fabales; Fabaceae
Source: the annotation of a GenBank genome assembly